Messenger RNA from Emiliania huxleyi CCMP1516, 710 nucleotides. RefSeq lists its product as hypothetical. The record is from RefSeq and is a predicted model, not a curated record. The transcript has 2 exons. NCBI's taxonomy places the organism in Eukaryota, Haptophyta, Isochrysidales, Noelaerhabdaceae. The coding region runs from base 65 to 568 and encodes 167 amino acids.
GGAGGUGCUCGAGUGGCUGCUCGGCCGUGACCAAGGCGAUGUUGACGGCCACAAGCAUGGGAUCAUGGAGGCGGCAGCGCAUGGCGGCCAAGUUGCCGUCUGCAAGUGGGGGCUGUCGCGCUGGUUCGAUGGGCCGCCUAGCGCUGACGACAACGAGGACAUGUACAUGUGCUCGCAGGACGUGAUUGCGGGCGCGGCCCGAUUCGGACACAUUGAGAUCCUCGAGCUUAUGCUGUCGCGCGGCGACGACUGCGGGGAGUGUACGAUGUGGGCCGCUAGAUGCUCCCAACUGGAGGUGCUCAAGUGGGCACAUGCCAAGGGAUUGCCGUGGUCCUCCGAUGUUUGCAAAGAUCUCGCCACGGAGGGCUCCCUGGAGGCGCUUCAGUUUGUGCGCAGCGUCGGCUGCCCAUGGGGGUCGAACCCGCUGGAACGCUGCGAGGACGACACUGUCUCGAAGUGGGCUCUGGACAACGGAGCGCCGCCACAGACACGCGAGUCCGACUCCGAUGAGGAGGAGGAGUACUACGACGAAUCUGAGGGCGAAGAGGGGCUUGAUGAUUGGUAUUGAAAUCUGGCGCGCUCGUGAUCCGUUCUCAUGUGCAUGUGCACACGACUGGCGUGGUUAGAGAUCACACGUAGGGGAAGGGCGUACCAACCCCAACGCGCGUGCUGGGCUGCCCGGGCCGCGGCCCGGGCGGCGGACCCGGGCG